This is a messenger RNA of Plasmopara halstedii, 162 nucleotides long. RefSeq lists its product as uncharacterized. Bases 1 to 162 code for a protein of 53 amino acids. The transcript has 2 exons. Lineage: Eukaryota; Oomycota; Peronosporomycetes; Peronosporales; Peronosporaceae. The record is from RefSeq and is a predicted model, not a curated record.
AUGCCAGCCGAGGCAAUUAACUUUGUCUUUUUAACAUUGAAGUCUGAAUGGUCUGCUUCGGAUAUAUUGAAUAUAGUGCAACAGAUCUUUCCAGACAUUGGCUGUAAACGCGACUCGCCAUUCGAGUCAAACGUCACAGAAAAGUAUCUAUUAUUAAAAUGA